AUGUUUUUGCCGCAUGGCAAUACCCCUCACCCAGACUAUGUAGGGGGGAUCAUAGGAACGCAAAACAAUACAAUACAACAGGCAGCCGCCAACGAUGAUCUGGCCAAAGUCUCCAUUUGCGACGAUAGUUCGACAAUGGUGCGGUUGUUGCUGUUCCGUGGAGCUGACAACAGCUUGCGCGACGGCUGGGAUCCAGAUUGGCCUGAUAGCUUCACUGCGGUGGAGAAUGCAGCGCGUUUGAGUGCGAGAGCCACUAUGCAAGAACUACUCGCGCAUGGAGUCAACGUUGAGGACUCCAACGCUGUGUAUUUCGCGGCAAGUGAAAGCGAUGCGGAGAUGCUGAAGUUGCUUUUCGAUAAUACUUAG
Molecule: messenger RNA, 366 nt
Organism: Parastagonospora nodorum SN15
Lineage: Eukaryota; Fungi; Ascomycota; Dothideomycetes; Pleosporales; Phaeosphaeriaceae
Exons: 2
Coding region: 1-366 (121 amino acids)
Source: RefSeq, a predicted model, not a curated record